AUGCAUCUCUUCACCAAGAUCCUUCACGCCGGCGUCGUUUUCCACGUCGCCUUCCAGGCCGCGUCGAGCGCCAUCCUUCGUGGACGCUCCGGCGAUGUGGACGUCGCUCAGCUUGAGCCUCAUCUUUCGACCCGGGCACUCGCCGAUCAACUCGUGGACCUCGACAACCAACUGGGCCAGUUCUUGAAUACUUACAGCAACAGCCUCAAGCGACCCAGCCAAGACACGCCAGGUGACGUGGAUUCUGUGGAUGUCGUCGUCGUCAAGAGGCAGAGCAUCCAGAUCCCGCAACAGGCCGUCCAAGAUCUAUUGAAGCUCAUCAAGUCAAUCGAAACACAGCUCUCAUCCAUCCUUUCAGAGGCCGCCGGCAGUUCCCCUGGUGGCGGCGCCGGCCAGCUUCCGUCCAACACGGCAGGCAACCCGGCACCCGGUGCUUCCUCUGGCCCCAUCGCUCCGUCCCCGGUGCGGUCAGCCAGCCUGCCGGCCUCGAAUCCGCCGAUCGCCAGCCCUCCGGCUCCUAACCCACCCGCAGUCUCGAAUCCGGUGAACCCGAACCCUGUGAACACGCCGGCCGCCUCGAACCCAGUGAAGCCGAACCCCGUGAACUCCCCGGCUCCCAAUCCCCCCAAUGUAGGUCCCGUUGUCCCCAGCCCCUUUCUAACAAGCCCAGGCUCAGGUCCGCGCGACCAACUUACCACGGCCUUUGGAACGGCCACCACGACCGGUACGCGAUGCAAGACGACCCUCACUCAGACGUUUACCGCUUACGUCUAUGAAGAUGGCUCCCCGGCAGGAGCGCCGGUACUUGCGCGAGAUGCGCACUCCGAUGACGCCGAAGGCUCGAGCCCUGAUGGUCAAGGGGAGAACCCGAAGGAAGAGCCCUUCGAGGUGGAAGAGUCCCUGGGCGGCUCCCAGGCUUCUACCACGACGGGAGACGAGGAAGUGGACUUGGACGGGGACGAUUCUUUGAACGUCCUGAUGGCACGCCGUGAGUCGCGAAGGAGCCCCGACCGCUCUAUCCCGCUUCUCGAUCGUGAGGCAGACGAUGCUUUUGAGAUGAUGCACUAG
Molecule: messenger RNA, 1068 nt
Organism: Colletotrichum karsti
Lineage: Eukaryota; Fungi; Ascomycota; Sordariomycetes; Glomerellales; Glomerellaceae
Exons: 1
Coding region: 1-1068 (355 amino acids)
Source: RefSeq, a predicted model, not a curated record